AUGGCGACUCAAGACUCACGGAGUAUUCUUUUCACGAAUACACACCCCCAACAGGGGUUCCGGCUAUUGGAGCUUACCCCGGAAUUAGAGGCAUUGUUGUCUUCCAAGGAUGCCCCAGCGCUCGAGCUCAAAUCCCCCUCUGCCGCACUCGCCCGUGCCGUGGUCGAUCCCAGUGCCCCAGAAUAUGUCAACCUGUGCACGCCUACGCAAACAUACCGUAUCCGUCAAGUCCAAUCAUCAAACUCUCUCCACAUCCUCCGACCUAGUCUUGGGCAGAUCUCAAGGGCAGACAUCAAAGUCGUCGAAGAGGAGGCUGGCGAGAGCGGGACAUUAAAUCUUCCCGACGAGGCCGUGACAGCAAUUGCGAAGUGCGGAUCUACGUUGGAACUACACGUCCCGCCGGGAGGGUUCUCUGCAGUACCCUUCUUGGAGAAGAGCUUGGGUCUAUAUGAAAAACGGAGCGGCGAUGAUGACGGGGAUAUCGCUAUGGACGAGUCUUCGAAUGGGGCUGGCGCAUUGGGUCCGGCUGAGACGAGACAAAUGAGAGAUCGUGUGCUUGUGGAUGUUCCCGUUUCCUCGGCUCAGUGCGAAGCUGGCUGGACGGAGAUUUGCGCGUUUGUCGACGAGGAGCAAGGUGUAUGCUGGAGGCCUUCGGCACGGAUGCGGCUGAAUGUGUGGAAGCGCUUGAUGGAGGGUGCUAUUCUACAAGGAAUCGACCUGGAAAAGCAGUUCCUUGUUGGGGACCUGUGGAAGUCGGUUCUUGACGACGAUGAUGCUUCAGAGCCAUUCCCACGGGCGCUCCUUGAAGCCGUGGCGAGAAGGCUUUGCGUGGAAGACGAGCGGCCAUCGUUGGCUGACGAAAUCAAGUGGGCGAGCUUUGACAAGGCCGAGUGUACGCAAUGGGUAGGCGAAAUAUAUCUCGCUGCUACAGCACCCACACCAUCAUCAGCAACCGGGCGGAGCGACUUCCUCCGUGAGUGGAAAGAUUGUCUUCCAGAAUCCUGGAGAGACGAGGUCGCUCUAUCUAAGUUACAGCCGGGGUCCUACCAGAGCCCCGAUCCUACAACGAUAUGCUUCGUUGAGCCAUCGCAACGGCAGCAAGUCAGCAAGACUUCUGCCGCUGCACCGGCUGCAGCUGCCAAAGCGAAGACGACCAGAAACUGGCAUGAAUUGCUAAAAAAUCAAAAGCGCCGCUGA
Molecule: messenger RNA, 1197 nt
Organism: Penicillium cataractarum
Lineage: Eukaryota; Fungi; Ascomycota; Eurotiomycetes; Eurotiales; Aspergillaceae
Product: putative sister chromatid cohesion protein Dcc1
Exons: 3
Coding region: 1-1197 (398 amino acids)
Biological process (GO): maintenance of mitotic sister chromatid cohesion; mitotic sister chromatid cohesion
Cellular component (GO): chromosome, centromeric region; chromatin; Ctf18 RFC-like complex
Source: RefSeq, a predicted model, not a curated record